AUGUCUUACCUACCAAGACUCUCACUCCUCAAGAGAAAUCACUCAGUCCUCUGCAGUGGUGCAGACGUGUUCUGGAUCAUCCAAGUCCUGAGAUAGAGGCUGCAAAACGUUCUCUAUGCUUUAGAUUGGAACAAGCUAGCCGAUGGCGGAACCUCUUCUCCACACCUGUCUCCUUGGCUUUUCCCUAUAGCCCUGUUGCAAGACUCACCCCAUAUACCAAUGGCUUUAAUAGUCCCAGCUUCUCUAAAACCUCCAGUAAAGCAAUACUAACACCUGAACGGACAGGUUACACUUCUAGAAGUUCCCCUUUGAGUCCACAGUCAUCAAUAGACAGUGAACUGAGCACCUCAGAGUUGGAGGAUGAUUCCAUCUCCAUGGGAUACAAACUGCAGGACCUCACUGAUGUUCAGAUCAUGGCUCGUCUACAGGAAGAGAGCCUUAGACAAGAUUAUGCUUCUACUUCAGCAUCUGUCUCGAGACACAGUUCAAGUGUAUCUCUGCAUUCAGGAAAGAAAGGGACAGGCAGCGAUCAGGACUAUGAUCGCUAUAGUCUUGAGGACGAAGAAGAGUUUGACCACCUCCCACCUCCGCAGCCUCGGCUCACUCGCUGUUCCCCCUUCCAAAGAGGAAUUCCACACUCACAGACUUUCUCCAGUAUUCGGGACUGCAGGAGAAGCCCUACUUCCCAGCACUUCCCUUCAAAUAAUUAUCAGCAGCCGUAUUAUUCUCCUCAAGCCCAAAUUCCAGAGCAGCAACCAAAUAGAGUUAAUGGAGAUAAACUUCGAAGAAGCAUGCCUAACCUAGCUCGGAUGCCAAGCACCCCAACCAUUAACAGUAAUGCUAGCUUUGCUAGUUCUCCAGUCACUGUGAGGAACAGCCAGAGCUUUGAUUCCAAUUUACAUGGAGCUGGUAAUGGAAUUUCAAGGAUGCAGUCAUGUAUUCCCUCACCAGCACAACUUCAACACAGAGUUCACAGUGUGGGACAUUUUCCAGCGUCUGUUAGACAACCUCUUAAAGCCACUGCCUAUGUAAGCCCAACUGUUCAAGGCAGUAGUAGUAUUCCGGUAUCCAACAAUUUACAGUUAUACUCUAACACUGGAAUCCCAAUGCCAAACAAGACUGCCAACCAAGGCAUUGUAGGACGCAGUGCUCUUCCAAGACCAUCACUGGCCAUCAGUGGGAGUGGCAUACCCAGAAGUAAAAUUGCACAGCCAGUUCGAAGUUUUCUCCAGCCUCCAAAGCCUCUUUCAUCACUUAACGCGAUGCGGGAUGGGAAUUGGAGAGAUGGUUGCUAUUGAUGAAGAAUACCCAAGAACAAUGGAAGAAAAAUAACGUGGAUUUCAUUACCCAGCUGGCUGGGUAACGAUGAUUUGGGAAGGGAGGGUCAUAUGCUAUUAUUUCCCCAGAUAUUUUAAUAUGUAAACACCCAUAAUGCAAUGUCAUUUUUAGAUAAUGAACAUCUUAUUAAAUACUAAAUGUUGCACUUAAUCAGUUACCUGAACAGCUAUGUUGUUAUCAGACUAACAAUGGCAGCAUUAUCAUUUAGAACUGAAGGAAAUAUUAUAUGUGUGCAAAGUAGAAGAAUACUUCCUUUGAAACAGCUAGGAGAUAGUUCUAUUUUGAGCAGGUCUGCCAUACUGAAAUUCUAAGAUAAUUUAUUCAAUGUAAAAGAAUCAUGCAUUUUAUUUUGAAUUGGGGGGGCCUAUGUAUGUGCUUGAAAUUUUUUUAGUGUUUCCAGUACAUUUUAUUUUGUAUACUUAAGUUCAUUUCAACUUGCGUGAACCUUGAACAACAGAGAGAUAAUUUAACUUUUCUGUGCCAUAAAUAAUAUUUUUGGGGUAAUGUACUUUUUUAGCGCUAGGAACAUAUCUUACAAAAAUGUACCAUUGGCAAUACAAAGCAGUAUAUUUAUGUUGCAGAAGCACAAAAAAGUAGCAUUCACUGGAAAUUGCCAUAUAGCUGGGUCAGCAUGGUUUUGUUGUCUUUCACUAUUUGUUCAGUUGUUAAUUUAUUGUCAGUGUUUUGUAUUUAAAAAGGCAGCGUAAGUCACAUUGCACUUACAAAGAUACAUUGAUCUCUAAAACUACAGUUGAUUUUCAAUACUUUAUUACCAAGAAUAAAAUUGUAAUGUUUUAUUAACAGUUGCUUAUGGAAAAUGAAUGAGUUUUAAUGCAAAUAAAUCUUUUUGAUAGAUCUUUUACAAAAUCCAAUUGCACUAAUCAAUGCUUUCUUAUAAUGGCAUAUGACUUAAUAUUUGAUUACAACUGUGUAUACUGCUGUUUUGGAAUGUUUCAGAAAUAAAGAAUCUAUUUCAGCAAUAA
Struthio camelus australis is the source of this 2321-nucleotide messenger RNA. Lineage: Eukaryota; Metazoa; Chordata; Aves; Struthioniformes; Struthionidae. The record is from RefSeq and is a predicted model, not a curated record.